CAGAAUCGGGGCAGGAAUGAGCCGACCGGAGUCAAACGGUGACUCCUGUCGGCUCAUUAAAGUCAAUGGAUUUCAGCGCUGAUCCAGCUGGGGUACAGGAGCACAAGGUUUUACCCUCCCCCAGCCAGAUCCGGCAGCCUGAAAACAUGGUGUGCAUGCACCCUUAGUGGCAGGACAUUAGUGACAGUGUAAGUACUGUACGUACACAACACUACAGUCCAGCCAGGGGAGGGUUAAGCUGUGCAGGCUCCAUGUGCUUGGUGCAGCAGCUGAGCUGCGCUCUAGAGGAGAACUUCCUUCAUCAAUCAGAGGAGUUGUCACUUCACUGGCAGAGGAAGGGGAGACAUCGGUGCAAGCUCUUUAUCUCCCUUCCUCUCUGCAUUGAGAUUUUCUUCACCUCACAGGCCCUGCCGGAGACUCUGUUGUUCUUGACCUUGAGCAUCUGGGGGUGGGGCAGGGCCGGGCAUGGACAAGACAGACACUGCAGUAUGUGGAACCCAAACCAAGGAAUGACCAGUGGACAACCACAAUAUGCACCUCCACCAUAUGAUAUGGUCCAGUCAACACCAUCUUAUGGUCAACCUACUUCUCUUCCUCCACAAUACAGUGAAAAUCCACCUGGUUUAUCACCAUAUGGUCAAAAUGAUUCUGCCCCCCCUCCUUAUAGUCACUUGCCACAUGCUCCUCCUGGUCAAGGAUACAAUGUAACAGCUGAGUCUAAUUUUGGGUCUUAUUCCUCGAGAACCAAUUCCUAUCCUUCACCAAAUAGGUGCCAAAAUUGCCAAGCAAACCACGAAUCAUGUGCAUGUCAAGAUUCACGCAGGCAUCAUGGAAUUAUUGGAUCACUUCUGCACGGGCACCAUGAACAUCAUGAACGCGAUGGACAUCAUCAAGAUUCCCACAGACACCAUGAACGUCAUCAUGAACACCACAGACAUCAUGGUCUUAUAGGGCUUCUUACACACCAUAAACAUCAUGAAUCUCAUAAUAAGUGACAUAAUAAAUCAAAGUCCGGAUAAAUUAAAAUCUGUGUGGUCAAAUGUACAAAGUACAAAAUUUUGAUGAAUAAAUAG
Hyla sarda is the source of this 1073-nucleotide messenger RNA. RefSeq names its product polyadenylate-binding protein 1-B-like. The record is from RefSeq and is a predicted model, not a curated record. Lineage: Eukaryota; Metazoa; Chordata; Amphibia; Anura; Hylidae. Bases 252 to 995 code for a protein of 247 amino acids. The transcript is spliced from 3 exons.